AACAGAUGGUGCUGAUUAAAGAAGAAGCUCCUGAAGAAUGGAGGCCUGGUGUGGACCAGACAGACCCAGAACCCCUCGACAUAAAAGAGGAAGAGGAGGAACCUUGGACCACUCUGAACGUAAAACAACUCAAUGCAAAGGAGGAGACUGAUGACACCAGCUUUUCAGUUACUUUAGCAUCUUUGAAGAGUGAAGAUGAUGAGGAGAAGCCUCUGUUCUCACAGCUUCAUCAGUACCAAGUAGACGACUGUGACCUACUAGCCAGCAGCUCAGCUGGUCAGAUGGAAGCAGCAGCCGAUGGAGAGGACUGUGAAGGAACACAAACUAGCAGGAACACAGAUGUAAAUACUCACAAAGACAGUUCCAGCUCCGCAGAGACUGAACUCAGUGAGGAGUAUGAAGAAGACGAGGAUGUAAACAAUCCUGACUCUCAGCUGAAGAACUUGUCAGACUCUGGGUCAGAAAAUGAAGACAGUGACAAAGAGUGGAAGGAGAUCAUGGCUCCAGAACGGUGCAAGAACGUGCCUCUACGCUACCUGGCCGAGGUGUACUCCUCCUGGAGCAUCAGGUUCACAAUCACGCUUUUUGUUAGCAUGUUGGAGUGGAACAAGUGGUGA
Nematolebias whitei (Rio pearlfish) is the source of this 617-nucleotide messenger RNA. RefSeq lists its product as uncharacterized. The record is from RefSeq and is a predicted model, not a curated record. The transcript has 2 exons. Lineage: Eukaryota; Metazoa; Chordata; Actinopteri; Cyprinodontiformes; Rivulidae. The coding region runs from base 6 to 617 and encodes 203 amino acids.